UCAGCCGCAGCGCAGAUCUGAUGCGGUUGUUUCCUCCAAAGAAAGCGGGAUACUCCGGGCCCUGCCGCGCGCACCGCCGCUCCGUCGCAGAGCCGCUUUACUUCCGGGUGCGACGUCUACGCACCCAGGACUUCCUGGGACGAGCCCCCCGGCAGCCACGCCUCUGAGUCGGGCUGCGCAGGCGCUGCUGGGCAGAGGGAUUCGCGAGCCUGCGUGCCCCAGCGACACGGGCUUCGGGGCUGUCUGUGACAAGUGUUCACAGGAGGUGGGGACGCCCCUGCGCGAGGAACGAGGACCUACGGGCCUGGGCCUGGCUAUUGCCAUGGGCAGCGGCUGCCGCAUCGAAUGCAUAUUCUUCAGCGAGUUCCACCCCACGCUGGGACCCAAGAUCACCUAUCAGGUCCCUGAAGACUUCAUCUCCCGAGAGCUGUUUGACACAGUCCAAGUGUACAUCAUCACCAAGCCAGAGCUGCAGAACAAGCUUAUCACUGUCACAGCCAUGGAAAAGAAGCUGAUCGGCUGUCCUGUGUGCAUCGAACACAAGAAGUACAGCCGCAAUGCCCUCCUCUUCAACCUGGGCUUCGUGUGUGAUGCCCAGGCCAAGACCUGCGCCCUCGAGCCCAUUGUUAAAAAGCUGGCUGGCUAUCUGACCACACUAGAGCUAGAGAGCAGCUUCGUGUCCACGGAGGAGAGCAAGCAGAAGUUGGUGCCCAUCAUGACCAUCUUGCUGGAGGAGCUAAAUGCCUCGGGCCGGUGCACUCUGCCCAUUGAUGAGUCGAACACCAUCCACUUGAAGGUGAUUGAACAGCGGCCAGACCCUCCGGUGGCCCAGGAGUAUGAUGUACCUGUCUUUACCAAAGACAAGGAGGAUUUCUUCAACUCACAGUGGGACCUCACUACACAACAAAUCCUGCCCUACAUUGAUGGGUUCCGCCACGUCCAGAAGAUUUCAGCAGAGGCAGACGUGGAGCUCAACCUGGUGCGCAUUGCUAUCCAGAACCUGCUGUACUAUGGCGUUGUGACACUGGUGUCCAUCCUCCAGUACUCCAAUGUAUACUGCCCAACGCCCAAGGUCCAGGACCUGGUAGAUGACAAGUCCCUGCAGGAGGCAUGUCUAUCCUACGUGACCAAGCAAGGGCACAAGAGGGCCAGUCUCCGGGAUGUGUUCCAGCUAUACUGCAGCCUGAGCCCUGGCACUACUGUGCGAGACCUCAUUGGCCGCCACCCCCAGCAGCUGCAGCACGUUGAUGAACGGAAGCUGAUCCAGUUCGGGCUUAUGAAGAACCUCAUCAGGCGACUACAGAAGUAUCCUGUGCGGGUGUCUCGGGAAGAGCAGAGCCACCCUGCCCGGCUUUAUACAGGCUGCCACAGCUAUGACGAGAUCUGCUGCAAGACAGGCAUGAGCUACCAUGAGCUGGAUGAGCGGCUCGAAAAUGACCCCAACAUCAUCAUCUGCUGGAAGUGAGGCUGGUGGUGGCUGGAUGGACACAUUGCUGUGGGUAGUCCCUCCUACCAGGAGGCUUGUCAUACUGUCUAGAGCUUGACUCUUAGUUCUGUAAAUAAAGACAUCCAUUUCAAACAGC
This is a messenger RNA of Chlorocebus sabaeus (green monkey), 1583 nucleotides long. It is a transcript of the gene NPRL2, whose product is annotated as NPR2 like, GATOR1 complex subunit. The record is from RefSeq and is a predicted model, not a curated record. Lineage: Eukaryota; Metazoa; Chordata; Mammalia; Primates; Cercopithecidae. Gene Ontology annotation, molecular function: GTPase activator activity. Gene Ontology annotation, cellular component: GATOR1 complex; vacuolar membrane. Gene Ontology annotation, biological process: cellular response to amino acid starvation; positive regulation of autophagy; negative regulation of TORC1 signaling.